Messenger RNA from Lodderomyces orthopsilosis Co 90-125, 345 nucleotides. RefSeq lists its product as uncharacterized. The transcript has a single exon. The record is from RefSeq and is a predicted model, not a curated record. NCBI's taxonomy places the organism in Eukaryota, Fungi, Ascomycota, Pichiomycetes, Serinales, Debaryomycetaceae. Bases 1 to 345 code for a protein of 114 amino acids.
AUGACUAACCAACCACAUAAGCUUUUCUAUAAAGGAGUUGACAAUGAUUUUGUCAUUUUUGUUGAUGACUUUUCAUUAUAUGAGAAAUUCAGAAAAGGUGACACCACCAUCCCACUUAUUGACAUUGUUUCAGUAUUCAAAGUGUUUAUCAACAGACAAGGUGGUGUUGAUGGUAUAUUAGAUGAAGCUUCAAAACAAGACUUGACAAACAAUUUCAAAACUAGUAAUGCUGACGAAGUUAUCAAGAUUAUUUUGGAAAAAGGAAGUGAUAAGCAUAAUGCUGAGGUUGAUAAUGGAAUCGCUUCGCAUAAUGAUAGUAUUGGUGCUGGCAACACUGGUAAUUAG